AUGGCCAACCGCACAGGGAAGGCCGCUGGCAGCAUCCACGGGACCAACCCACAGUACUUGGUGGAGAAGAUCAUCCGGACUCGAAUUUACGAGUCUAAAUACUGGAAGGAGGAGUGCUUUGGCCUGACAGCUGAGUUCCUCGUGGACAAAGCCACGGAAUUGAGGUUCGUGGGGGGCAUCUAUGGCAGCAACAUCCAGCCAACAGCAUUCCUGUGCCUGACCUUGAAAAUGUUGCAGAUACAACCGGAGAAGGACAUCGUAGUGGAAUUCAUUAAAAAUGAAGAUUUCAAGUACGUGCGCAUUUUGGGGGCCCUGUAUAUGAGGCUAACGGGCACUGCCAUGGACUGCUACCACUAUCUGGAACCCCUAUACGAUGAUUAUCGGAAAAUUAAGAUCCAGAACCGAAACGGAGAGUUUGAAUUGAUGCACGUGGGUGAGUUUAUCUAUGAACUGCUACACAAAGAGCGGGUCUGUGACAUUAUCCUGCCCCGGCUCCAGAAGCGCUGCGUGCUGGAGCUAAGUGGGCAGCUGGAGUUUCGAAUCAAUGCCUUGGAGGACUAUUUGGAGGAUGUGAAGUCCGGCGAGGAAGAAGAGAAGAUGGAUGACCAGCUGGAGUGGAGCCCAAGCCCAGGUCACUGCCGGCCAAGGUACAGAGACCUGGACAAGCUUAGCGACUCCCUGCAGCCGCUCUACAGGCGAAGCCGCCCCGGAUCUCCAAGGAGACACAGACGCUUUCCCAAAAGGAGAAGUCCAUCCCGCGGUCCAGAAAGACAUCGCAGCAAGAGCCGGUCCCGGGAGCGGAGCCGGUCCCGAGCACGGUGCCUCCGUUCUAGAUCAAAGUGUCUAGGCCAUCACCCAAGCCAAAGACACGGGAGCCACUCAAAGUCCCCUGAAAGGUCGAAGAAAAACCACAAGAAGAGUGGACGACGGAGAGGGUACCCAGACUCACAACCCAGGGAUCAUCCCCAGAUCCUCAAUCUCUCCAUUCCCACCCCUUCUCCCGGCCUAUAUCCAAGACCUCCAGUGACGGACAAGGCUGCUUGCCGCAGCCCAGCGCCGCCUCCGCCUCUCGGCAACCCCGGCCUCCCCUUGGGUCUCCAGCCCCCGCCCCCAGACCCCGGGCCCGGGGACUUUGGCCGCGGAUGUGGCAGUCCCCCCGGGGUUUGUGGCUGUUCUCCCGACAAGGACCGGGCCGCAGCAUCCGCGUGA
This is a messenger RNA of Vombatus ursinus (common wombat), 1209 nucleotides long. Its product is annotated as pre-mRNA-splicing factor 38A-like. The transcript is spliced from 4 exons. Lineage: Eukaryota; Metazoa; Chordata; Mammalia; Diprotodontia; Vombatidae. Gene Ontology annotation, cellular component: precatalytic spliceosome. Bases 1 to 1209 code for a protein of 402 amino acids. The record is from RefSeq and is a predicted model, not a curated record.